GCCAUAGCCGUACGUGGUUGGAUUUUGGAAGCCAGACGGCAGCCUCCGACAAAAGGGCAGAGCAGAAAUCGAGGGAGCCAAACCCAAACCCAUACUCAUUCGGAUGACUUUAUCUCACCCAAUUCAUUCUUUAUUUCGAGAUUUUGAUAUCUCCCGACCACUGUCUCUGUCCCUGUCUUGCUUUCUUACUCAAUCGAUUUUUUCUUUUCCGAGGGUUUUAUAGAUCGGGUUGAAAUUUCCGGCGAAGAAUGGCGGUCCGGACAUCGGAGCUUGUGGUUCGGGUCGACCCGGCACAGAGCUUCGAUCGCGGUGCUUUGCUGCGCUACGCGAUCGCCAACGUUGAUGGCUUUCCUCCAAACCCUUCGCAACUCACCAUUUCUCAGUUCGGACACGGUCAAUCAAAUCCGACAUUUCUCCUGGAUGUGCGCGAAGGGCCUGUGAAGAAGCAGUAUGUCCUGAGGAAGAAGCCUCCCGGAAAACUACUUGACUCUGCACAUGCUGUUGAGAGAGAGUAUCGGGUUUUACAUGCCUUGGGAACUCAUGCACUGGUUCCCGUGCCCAAAGUCUAUUGCUUGUGCACCGAUCCGGAAGUGAUAGGGACUCCAUUCUACAUUAUGGAGCACCUAGAAGGACGCAUUUUUAUCGAUCCGAUGCUUCCGGGUGUUCCCCCGAGGCAAAGGAGAGCUCUUUAUCUUGCAACAGCCAAAGCUUUGGCAUCCCUCCAUUCUGCCGAUGUGAAUGCCGUCGGUUUGAGCAAUUACGGCAAACCAAAUAAUUACUGCAAACGGCAGGUGGAGAGAUGGGGCAAACAGUAUCUUGUUUCUACUGGUGAGGGCAAGUCUAAUAGAAAUCCAAGAAUGUUGGAGCUUGGCAAUUGGCUACAGCGAAACAUUCCUCUUGAAGAUUCGUCGGGUGCAGCCGCGGGUUUAGUACAUGGCGACUAUCGCAUCGACAAUCUUAUAUUCCAUCCCAUUGAGGAUCGAGUCAUCGGGAUUAUAGAUUGGGAGCUCUCCACUCUGGGAAAUCAAAUGUGCGAUGUUGCGUACAGCUGCUUGCAUUACGUUGCUGAUAUUUCUAUGCACAAAGAGGAGUCAACUGGAAUCCACGAUUUGACUGAAAUUCCUGAAGGAAUUCCUUCCCUUGCUGAAUAUAUUGCAGAUUACUGCAUUGCUGCGGGGAGGCUGUGGCCUGCUGCCAAUUGGAAGUUCUAUGUUGCUUUUUCUUUGUUCCGCGGAGCAUCCAUCCUCGCCGGCGUGCAUUGUCGAUGGAUCUUGGGCAAUGCUUCGGGUGGAAAACGUGCUCACAAUGCUGGAAAGAAGGCCGAUGAUAUGAUCGAUAUUGCGUGGAGAUUUAUUAAUAGAGAAUCACCGCUUCCGCCAAAUCCCCCUCGUGAAUUAGUUCCUCAACAACAAAGGCAACAAGCUGGAAAUGAAACCCGGGAUACCCUGCAGCCAAUCGGAGGAAGAUUUGUUCCAAGCCCGAAAGUUCAAGAAUUGAGAAACAAAUUGAUCAGAUUCAUGGAGGAUUACAUAUAUCCAAUGGAAAAAGAGUUCUACAAACUUGCUCAAUCUGAUAAGCGCUGGACGAUUCACCCCGAGGAAGAAAGAUUAAAGCAGCUUGCGAAAAAAGAAGGCCUGUGGAACUUAUUCAUACCGUUUGAUAGUGCUGCUCGGGUUAAAGAAAUCAUUGGCCGUGGAAGAAGUGAUCCUCUCGACACAAAAUUUGAUGAUCUGUUGGGCCCGGGACUUACAAAUCUUGAGUAUGGACACCUCUGCGAGAUCAUGGGCCGAUCUAUUUGCGCGCCGCAAGUGUUUAACUGCGGAGCACCGGACACCGGAAAUAUGGAGGUACUAAUGCGGUAUGGAAGUCCUGAACAAAUGCGUCGGUGGCUUAUUCCUUUGCUCGACGGAACUAUCCGCUCGGGAUUUGCGAUGACCGAGCCACAAGUAGCAUCCUCGGAUGCUACCAAUAUAGAGUGCUCUAUAAAGGGACAUGGAGAUUCGUAUGUAAUCAACGGGCGAAAAUGGUGGACAAGCGGAGCUAUGGAUCCUCGGUGCAAAGUUCUUAUCGUCAUGGGAAAAACCGACUUUGAAGCUGCGAAACACAAGCAGCAAUCGAUGAUCUUGGUAGACAUUGAAACUCCCGGCGUUACCAUAAAGAGACCGUUGACGGUGUUCGGAUUCGACGACGCACCUCAUGGACAUGCCGAAAUCACUUUCAAGAAUGUUCGUGUGCCAGCUGAUAAUAUCCUCCUCGGAGAAGGACGCGGAUUCGAAAUUGCACAGGGUCGGCUUGGGCCGGGAAGAAUGCACCAUUGCAUGAGGUUGAUUGGUGCCGCCGAACGUGGUAUGCAGUUGAUGGUUCAAAGGGCACUAAGCAGAAGGGCUUUCGACAAGCUAAUUGCGCAGCAUGGCUCGUUCCUUUCGGAUCUUGCUAAGUGCCGGAUCGAGCUAGAGAGCACAAGAUUGCUCGUUCUUGAAGCUGCGGAUCAACUCGAUCGUCUUGGAAACAAAGGGGCCCGUGGGAUAAUCGCCAUGGCCAAGGUGGCGGCUCCGAACAUGGCCCUGAAGGUGCUGGACAAGGCGAUGCAAGUGCACGGGGCGGCGGGGUUGUCAGGAGACACCGUGCUUGCUCAUCUCUGGGCUACUGCAAGAACACUGAGGAUAGCUGAUGGUCCUGAUGAAGUCCACUUGGGAGCCAUUGCCAAGCUCGAGCUCAACCUGCUGCUUAAUACAACACCAUCUUCUAAGCUCUGAAGAUGCUGUUUAUUGCCAGAAACACCACUUUCAGGUUUCAUAAUAUACUAAUACUAAUACUAAUUAUUAUUACUAAGAUUGAUAUAUAUAUAUAUAUUAUAUAUAAAUGUAUAUGUGUCUGAAGAAUAAGGGUGGUGUGUUGUAGAAUGAAUGCCAUUAGAAAAAGGCUUAAAUAAUGUGUAAUGACACUGGAGGCACAUUGUGCAGAUAUUUAAAAGUUUUAUUAUAUGAAAAAGAAUUGGCAGAAAUGAACUCUUCUGUUAGCCAUAUGAUAUAGAUUCGUAAGAUAUUAAUAAUAACUAUGAUACUAUUUUUGUUA
This is a messenger RNA of Andrographis paniculata, 3075 nucleotides long. Its product is annotated as probable acyl-CoA dehydrogenase IBR3. The record is from RefSeq and is a predicted model, not a curated record. Gene Ontology annotation, molecular function: flavin adenine dinucleotide binding; oxidoreductase activity, acting on the CH-CH group of donors. NCBI's taxonomy places the organism in Eukaryota, Viridiplantae, Streptophyta, Magnoliopsida, Lamiales, Acanthaceae. Bases 249 to 2756 code for a protein of 835 amino acids. The transcript has 17 exons.